This is a messenger RNA of Pristis pectinata (smalltooth sawfish), 1518 nucleotides long. It is a transcript of the gene ass1, whose product is annotated as argininosuccinate synthase 1. The transcript is spliced from 15 exons. Bases 144 to 1388 code for a protein of 414 amino acids. Gene Ontology annotation, cellular component: cytoplasm. Gene Ontology annotation, molecular function: argininosuccinate synthase activity; ATP binding. The record is from RefSeq and is a predicted model, not a curated record. Lineage: Eukaryota; Metazoa; Chordata; Chondrichthyes; Rhinopristiformes; Pristidae. Gene Ontology annotation, biological process: urea cycle; L-arginine biosynthetic process.
CCGCCCCCUGGGGGAGGGGCCGGUGUCCGCGCAGACUCAGAAGCGGCGCGAAGGGGCUGGUGGAUUUAAAAUAAUCGUGAGUGGGAUCGUGAAAGCAGAGCGGAGUGAGGACGCGGCGAGUCAGGACACAGGACACAGGCACAAUGUCUCAGUCAAAAGGCACCGUGGUUCUUGCCUACAGUGGUGGUUUGGACACCUCAUGUAUUCUGGUCUGGUUGAAGGAACAAGGAUAUGAAAUUAUCGCGUAUCUGGCUGACGUUGGACAGGAUGAAGACUUUGAAGCAGCUCGAAAGAAGGCGCAGUCUUUGGGAGCCAAGAAGGUUUUUAUUGAAGAUCUGCGGAAGGAGUUUGUAGAAGAGUUCAUCUGGCCUUGGGUGCAGUCAGGCGCCGUGUAUGAGGAUAGAUACUUCCUCGGAACAUCACUGGCUAGACCCUGUAUUGCUAGGGGUCAGGUCAAGAUUGCAAAGCAAGAGAAAGCUCAGUUUGUGUCCCAUGGAGCUACAGGAAAGGGAAACGAUCAGGUCCGGUUUGAACUGACUUGCUAUGCACUGUAUCCUGAAGUUAAGAUCAUCUCCCCGUGGAGGUUACCAGAGUUCUAUAAUCGUUUCUUGGGACGCCAGGAGUUGAUAGCAUAUGCAAAGGAGCAUGACAUUCCCAUUCCUGUCACUCCCAAAAACCCUUGGAGUAUGGAUUCUAACAUCAUGCACAUCAGCUAUGAGUCUGGGAUCUUGGAAAACCCCAAGAACCACGCACCAGAUGGUAUGCUUACGAUGACAGUUGACCCGGUGAAGUCUACAAACACCCCUGACAAACUGGAGAUUGAAUUCAAACGAGGUGUUCCUGUCAAGGUCACCAACCUGGGCGAUAAGACCACUUACAGCUCAGCCCUUGAACUGUUCAUGUACCUCAAUGCAAUUGGGAGUAAGCAUGGGGUUGGACGGAUAGACAUCGUAGAGAAUCGCUUCAUUGGCAUGAAAUCACGCGGUAUCUAUGAGACCCCAGGUGGGACAAUUCUGUAUCACGCUCAUACGGACAUUGAGACCUUCACCAUGGACAAGGAAGUGAGGAAAAUCAAGCGGGAUCUGGCAGUGAAGUUUUCGGAGCAGCUGUACAAUGGAUUUUGGAACAGCCCUGAGUGUGCUUUUGUCCGUCAUUGCAUCAACAAAUCACAGGACAAUGUUGAAGGGAAAGUUCAACUGUCUGUGUUUAAGGGACAAGUUUACAUCCUUGGUCGGGAAUCACCUACUUCUCUGUACAACGAAAAACUUGUCAGCAUGAACGUGCAGGGGGAUUAUGACCCAACUGAUGCAGGUGGAUUUCCUAAUCUGUUUUUAAACAGGUUGAAAGAAUACCAUCGACUCCAAAGCUCAGAAGUAUCAAAAUCAUGAAUGAAUUCUGGCACCGGCUUUCUAGAAUGCAUUUUAAUAUACAAAUUGUAAAACAGUUUGGUGAAAGUGCAAGUUCCAUGUAUGUUGCUGGUUUCAUUUUAAAUAAAGUGAAUAAUCUUGAACACACAAA